Molecule: messenger RNA, 1302 nt
Organism: Dermacentor albipictus
Lineage: Eukaryota; Metazoa; Arthropoda; Arachnida; Ixodida; Ixodidae
Source: RefSeq, a predicted model, not a curated record
UGCGGCCGGUACCACGAGGACAUGCGCGUUCCAGGGUGGGAACAGGCUUAGUGCAGCCGUGCACUGGGAUUGCUGGGAAGUCACGAUGAAGCUGGAGUGCGAGUGUUCUGUCUGUACAGGCGGUGGCGCACCAGGAAUAGUCGACUGGGCAAGGGGCAUAAGGUUUUUUUCCCGGAUCGUUGACGGCACAACCAUCUCUUGGUUCGCGCGCCGGCAAUACUGACCAGGAGCACAGCCGGGCUGAGUACAUCGCGCUAAACGGUGAACGGCACGGCCAUUUGGCGAAGAGCAUUUCGUCGGUGGGGGACCAGGACGUGGGGCCGGCGGUUCCUUCGGCGCCACCAGGAAUUUCUUCACUGUGUUGCAGGAGUGGGGAAAUGUCACUGAUUAGAGAACGAGAUCAAGAACAAGGACACUAUUGCCAGCACGUCUGCCUGUGAAGGCGCCUCAACAGAAAACAAUGAGCACGUCCCAUUCUCGGCUAUGGGACACAGCGGCCGUGAUGGCUGAGGAGGUCUACCACUUCGCGAUGACAGCGUUGUGCGCCUACGAACUGGUGUUGGACACCUACUACGGCGUCAAGCCGAAACGCGAAAUCAGCACCGUCGCGCUCUCCAUGGCGCUCUUCGUCUUUCACUCGGUGUUCCUGGGACGCAGUCAGCACUCCAGCAAGCUGCCCGCGAAGCUGGUCUACCUGCUGGACAUGCUGUUCCACGUGGGAAGUUUCACCGCAGAAGCCACGCUCGUGAUCUCCCUGCUGCAUAGUCCACCUGUGGCGCUCGGCCUCGAGACGGGUGGCACGAGAGGGGGCGCGGUCUGCAACUCAAACUCCAUAUUGGUCGAUCUCGUUGGCAUCGCCUACCACAUCGGCAUACUCGUCACGUACUACCGCUGGGUUCAGCUCAGGCCGGCCACGACCGCCUCGUGUGGCGUCUCCGACUGCCUGUCCUGGAUCAGCGAGUCGGUGCGCACCAGACUGCACCGCCGACCGGUAGCCACGCUGGACCCCCCGCCGCUGCUGGGUGACGCGUUCGAACGGGAGCUGCCACUGGACGCACAGCAGAUACGCCUACCAUCGUUCGAACUCCCACACCAUCCAGCAUCCGGCGCAGUCACCAAGAGGCGACCUGCAGUUCAGGUCAGCGAGAACCGGGAAGGCAAAGACGAAUGACUGCCGUCGACACACCACUUUGACCAAGAGGCCUAAAUGUACGACGCUCAAAUCUGGCCCGCGUCUUCAUAGGCACCCGAGCUGAAGUUCCUAAAGUUCAUUUAUAUAAAAUUUAGUUUUUGGCACAACAA